GCGGGCGCACCCGGAAGGAAGUCCGGCCUGGACGAUGGCGGUGUUGUUGCUGAAGGCCCUGUAGUGGCAGUGUAGGUAGUCGGAUGCCCGUGUAUCCCUAAGUCAGCCUCAUUCCGGCCACAAGCCUACGGGACACAACUCCGGGCGGGGCGGCAACGGCGCCUCUCUCCUCGCCACCAUGCACGACGCUUUCGAGCCCGUGCCGAUUCUCGAAAAGCUGCCGCUGCAGAUCGACUGUCUGGCUGCCUGGGAGGAAUGGCUUCUUGUUGGAACUAAACAAGGACAUCUUCUUCUCUAUAGGAUCCGGAAGGAUGUUGUGCCGGCAAAUUUGGCAGCACCUGAAAGUGGCAGUUGCAACAGGUUUGAAGUGACACUUGAGAAAUCCAAUAAGAACUUCUCCAAAAAGAUUCAGCAGAUCCAUGUGGUUUCCCAGUUUAAGAUUCUGGUCAGCUUGUUAGAAAACAACAUCUAUGUCCAUGACCUGUUGACAUUUCAGCAAAUCACUACGGUUUCCAAGGCCAAGGGAGCAUCACUGUUCACCUGUGACCUCCAGCACACAGACACCGGUGAGGAGGUGCUACGGAUGUGUGUGGCCGUGAAAAAGAAGCUGCAGCUCUACUUCUGGAAGGACAGGGAGUUUCAUGAGUUGCAGGGGGACUUCAGUGUACCAGAUGUGCCCAAGUCCAUGGCAUGGUGUGAAAAUUCCAUCUGUGUGGGCUUCAAGAGAGACUACUACCUGAUACGGGUGGACGGAAAGGGGUCCAUCAAAGAGCUCUUUCCAACAGGAAAACAGCUGGAGCCUUUAGUUGCACCUCUGGCGGACAAAAAAGUGGCCGUGGGUCAGGAUGACCUCACCGUGGUACUCAACGAGGAGGGGACCUGCACACAGAAGUGUGCCCUGAACUGGACAGACAUCCCCGUCGCCAUGGAGCACCAGCCUCCCUACAUCAUUGCGGUAUUACCUCGCUAUGUGGAGAUCCGAACAUUCGAGCCAAGGCUUCUGGUACAGAGCAUUGAGUUGCAAAGGCCCCGUUUCAUCACCUCGGGAGGAUCAAACAUUAUCUACGUGGCCAGCAAUCAUUUUGUUUGGAGACUCAUUCCUGUUCCCAUGGCCACUCAAAUCCAGCAGCUUCUCCAGGACAAGCAGUUUGAAUUGGCCCUGCAGCUUGCUGAAAUGAAAGAUGAUUCUGACAGUGAAAAGCAGCAGCAAAUUCAUCAUAUCAAGAACCUGUAUGCCUUCAACCUCUUCUGCCAGAAGCGCUUUGAUGAGUCUAUGCAGGUGUUUGCUAAGCUUGGCACAGAUCCCACCCACGUGAUGGGUCUGUACCCUGACCUGCUGCCCACAGACUACCGGAAGCAACUGCAGUAUCCUAACCCGUUGCCUUCCCUCUCUGGGGCUGAACUGGAAAAAGCUCACCUCGCUCUGAUCGACUACCUGACCCAGAAACGAAGUCAGUUGGUUAAGAAGCUGAAUGAUUCUGACCACCAAUCCAGCACCUCCCCGCUCAUGGAAGGCACACCCACCAUCAAGUCCAAGAAGAAGCUGCUGCAAAUCAUUGACACCACCCUGCUCAAAUGCUACCUGCAUACCAACGUAGCCCUGGUGGCGCCCUUGCUGCGCCUGGAGAACAACCACUGCCACAUCGAGGAGAGCGAGCACGUGCUGAAGAAAGCCCACAAAUACAGCGAGCUGAUCAUCCUGUACGAGAAGAAGGGGCUGCACGAGAAAGCUCUGCAGGUGCUGGUGGACCAGUCUAAGAAAGCCAACUCUCCUCUGAAAGGCCAUGAGAGGACAGUGCAAUACCUGCAGCAUCUGGGCACAGAAAACCUACAUCUGAUUUUUUCCUACUCAAUGUGGGUGCUGAGAGAUUUUCCUGAAGAUGGGCUGAAGAUAUUUACUGAAGAUCUCCCAGAGGUGGAAUCCCUGCCCCGUGAUCGAGUGCUGAGCUUCCUGAUAGAGAAUUUUAAGGGUCUGGCCAUUCCGUAUCUGGAGCACAUCGUCCACGUUUGGGAGGAGACCGGCUCGCGGUUCCACAACUGUCUGAUCCAGCUCUACUGUGAGAAGGUGCAAGGUCUGAUGAAGGAGUAUCUCCUGGCCUUCCCCGCAGGCAAAACUCCGGUCCCUGCUGGAGAGGAAGAGGGGGAGCUUGGGGAAUACCGGCAGAAGCUCCUGAUGUUCCUAGAAAUUUCCAGGUUCUACGACCCGGGCCGGCUCAUCUGUGAUUUCCCUUUUGAUGGCCUCCUGGAAGAACGCGCUCUCCUGCUGGGACGCAUGGGGAAGCACGAGCAAGCUCUCUUCAUCUACGUGCACGUCCUGAAAGACACAAGGAUGGCUGAGGAGUACUGCCACAAGCACUAUGACCAAAACAAAGAUGGCAAUAAAGACGUGUACCUUUCCCUGCUUCGGAUGUACCUGUCGCCCCCCAGCAUUCAUUGCCUAGGGCCCAUUAAGCUGGAGCUGCUGGAGCCACAGGCCAAUCUCCAGGCUGCCCUGCAGGUCCUCGAGCUGCACCACAGCAAACUGGACACCACCAAGGCUCUCAACCUUCUGCCAGCAAACACUCAGAUCAAUGACAUCCGUAUCUUUCUGGAAAAGGUCUUAGAAGAAAAUGCACAAAAGAAACGAUUCAAUCAAGUGCUCAAGAACCUUCUCCAUGCAGAGUUCUUGAGGGUGCAGGAGGAACGGAUCUUACACCAGCAGGUAAAGUGCAUCAUCACAGAGGAGAAGGUGUGCAUGGUGUGUAAGAAAAAGAUUGGGAACAGUGCUUUUGCCAGAUACCCCAAUGGAGUGGUUGUGCACUACUUCUGUUCCAAAGAGGUGAACUCGGCUGACACCUGAGCCCUGCAUCCCAGGACUUGCACAGACGGACAGCUCAGCCAUCCCAGAGAGGCCAAUGAGCAGUCAGCCUUCAGCAAGCAGGGGCUGCCACCAGCAGGACUCUCCCCAUUUGGACACAACUGGCUACCUUGUGCCCUGAAACCUCGCGGACUCAUGGGCUGGCGCUGCCAGCUUUUUGAUAGAAAGAGAUUAGUUUCACCUUGCACCGUGACGUUGCGGGCAGUUCCAGUGUUCACUCUCUGCUGGACAGGAGGAGGUGCACCAUCUUGCCUUUGCAUCCCUUCACCUGCAUAAGGAAACUUCUCACAAGUGUUCAUAGCCACAGGGUUGUUUGCCCAGCUCUCUGUGGAGAAGCGCACGGCCACACAA
Molecule: messenger RNA, 3208 nt
Organism: Ochotona princeps (American pika)
Lineage: Eukaryota; Metazoa; Chordata; Mammalia; Lagomorpha; Ochotonidae
Gene: VPS39
Product: VPS39 subunit of HOPS complex
Exons: 26
Coding region: 179-2839 (886 amino acids)
Biological process (GO): vesicle-mediated transport; autophagy; intracellular protein transport
Cellular component (GO): cytoplasm; membrane
Molecular function (GO): protein binding
Source: RefSeq, a predicted model, not a curated record